Aspergillus saccharolyticus JOP 1030-1 is the source of this 618-nucleotide messenger RNA. RefSeq lists its product as uncharacterized. The transcript has a single exon. Lineage: Eukaryota; Fungi; Ascomycota; Eurotiomycetes; Eurotiales; Aspergillaceae. The coding region runs from base 230 to 547 and encodes 105 amino acids. The record is from RefSeq and is a predicted model, not a curated record.
AAGGUCCUGGGAUCGAGCCCCAGUCUGGUCAUUCUUUUUUCAACCCAUCUCCUGAAAUACAGGCAGAGAAUUGAGCAGUGCAUUUCCACCUCAUUUUUUUGCGAGCUAAUUGUUAAUUUCAUAUCGCUCAUUUGGUGGGCCAAGCCGGGCAACCAACUUAUGCUAAUUUGAACCAUAUGAGCUAUCAGUAUCAAAUACUAAUUUUCAUAACGGGAGUUGGUACCAUUGGAUGCGUCAUGUACGAGACUAUGCGUCAAUGGUUUCAACCCCAGACGAUCUUGACUUCGUGUUGGUCAACCUGCUUAAAGAAUUCCUGGAAUCACCAAGACAAAGCGCCCAUGUGUAUCGAAGCUGGCACCAAGACGUUUGGAAGGACGGAUUACCUGUUUUGACCCCACGGACUUCUAGAUAUUCCUUCAAGGACUUUAAGAAGGAUUGUAGAACCGCCAGAGACCUAUCGCCAUCAACUCUACCCAUACUUGCUAUGUGCUGCUUUGGACUCAAGACGACGCUUCUCGAUUGGUGGAAGAGUCCUGAAAUAUUUUGACAGACAAUCUUCACCACAAUUUAAAUGGCGAAAACCUUCUCAUGUUAGCUUCAAAGGCUAACCACCUUCAC